Trichoderma harzianum CBS 226.95 is the source of this 3303-nucleotide messenger RNA. RefSeq lists its product as hypothetical. The transcript is spliced from 2 exons. The coding region runs from base 1 to 3303 and encodes 1100 amino acids. Lineage: Eukaryota; Fungi; Ascomycota; Sordariomycetes; Hypocreales; Hypocreaceae. The record is from RefSeq and is a predicted model, not a curated record.
AUGCCAAUCUUCUCAAAAUUCAAGAAUCGUAUAUUGAAGAGAGACAGUGACGUUCCCCCUACUCCUGUACCUGUACCCGCAGACAAGGAUCCAAAUCCAACCUUGCCCCAUACCACGGCCGCGUCUACGGCCAAUAACUUGUCAGGCGAAGGCAAUGAGCUCUGGGCUCAGGCUUAUACGCUUGCCAAGGAGCGCGAUAAACAGCUUAUGGAUGAUUAUGAGAGACACAUAGCUUCGUUAGAAGGUGUCUCCGUCGACAGCAAGAGCUUUUCGGCUCCACACGAUGUCAAAGUUCAUGUAAACCAGCUGCUAGAAAUACGGCAGAGGAAGGAAAUACAGGUCUCGAUCAUGGGACACGAUAUUACAAUGCGAGAACAGAUUGAGAAGUUGGCAAAGUUCCUGCUCUGGUCCGAUGCCAUUGUUAAGUCGGCAGUAAGCGCUCAGCCGUACGCUGCCUUGGCCUGGUCUGGUGUUUCGCUUUCUUUGCUCCUUGUAUGCGGCGCGAAGUAUAACGAGGGCAUGUUAGAUGGCUUCAGCUCGAUUGGCGACAUGCAAAUCUUUUGGAAAUCUUAUGAGGAGACCUACUUCGAGCUGCCAGAGACGAAACUUUACCAGAACCUCAAGGAUCCUUUGGUCAAGCUAUAUUCCUUCAUAAUUGAGUACCAAGCUCGAGUUAUAUGCCAUUUAUCAAAAGCGCAGCUCUCUCGUGUUUGGCAGAAUAUGGCGGGGUCUGAUGACUGGGACAAUGCGAUAAAACGAAUCAGGGAGCUGCAUGACGAUUGCCUCUGUCUGGUUGACAGAGCACACAAAGACGUCAUCCAAACCAAAAUGGAUAGCCAGCUCCAAGAAAUCCAGAAAUCGCGAAUUGUUCAAGAAGAGAUGCUUCAAGUCUUGAAAGAAGAUAGAGAGGACGAGAAAGAGCGAAAGCUGCUAAGGGAUCUUGCCACGACCUCAGGAGACUAUGAGAGAUACAAGAACAUCAAUCCAGAGAGAGUACCAGGAACAUGUAUGUGGUUCUUAACAGAUGAAAGAUUUCUUACUUGGCGUGACAAAAAGUCUGGAGACCUUCUCUGGGUUUCUGCAGGGCCUGGAUGCGGAAAAUCAGUCUUAUCAAAAUCCCUAAUUGAUGAGCGCCACUUGAGUCCAGACACUACCGUUACAAUUUCAUCCUCAACUAUUACUGUAUCCCAAAGCAUCAUCUGCUAUUUCUUCUUUAAAGAUGGCGGGGAGGGCAAAAUGGAUAGCGCUCAAGCUCUAUGCGCAAUAUUACACCAGCUAUUCAUUCAUACGCCUCAGCUCAUGGCACAUGCGCUUGCAAGUCACAAGAAGUAUAGUCAGGAUCUAAUGCGAAGAACCGAUGAGUUAUGGCGAAUCUUUCUCGAUUGCGUGGAUUCGUCACCAGUCCCAAUUAUCUGCUUACUCGAUGCUUUAGAUGAAUGUGAAGAGGAGGGUAGGACCAGCUUGACUAAGAAGCUGUGCCACUUAUACCUCAAUACCAACUCAUCUGCUCCGCCACGGCUAAGGUUUCUCAUUACUAGCCGCCCAUAUGAGACCUUUAAAAUGUCAUUCGACAGACUGACGGCAAGUCCUGCUUAUUUACACUUUGAUGGCGAUGAUAAAUCUGGUCAGAUUGGCCAAGAAAUAAAUCUUGUCAUCGAUGUAAGAGUGGAUUAUAUAACAAGCAGCUUCACCGCCGGAGACCGCAACAAGAUCUCUCAGCGUCUUAAAAAUAUGGAGAGCAGAACGUAUCUAUGGUUGCACUUAACCUUGGAGAUUAUUGAAAGAAAUAUGAGUGCCUAUAGCAGACGACUGGAUAUGGAGGAGUUCCUGUCUAAGCUACCGUCUACAGUAUCUGAUGCUUAUGAGAAGAUUCUGUCCAGAAGCCAAGACGAUAGAAAGGUUGAGGCCCUACUACAGAUUGUCCUAGCUGCUGAGCGCCCGUUGACUCUCGACGAGGCUAACUACGCCCUUACACUCGCAUUGGGAGAUGAGUUCUCGUCGCAUGAAAAGCUACAGGAGAACUUAUGGCCGCAGGAUAGGUUCAAGACAACACCAGGAAAUCUAUGCGGCCUGUUCAUUAGCAUUCACGACUCCAAGUUAUAUCUCAUCCAUCAAACGGCUAGAGAAUUUCUACUUGAUACGAACCCUUCAGGAGCGUGGAGGGGACGGCUAAACUUAUCACGGUCACAUGGGAUCUUGGCCAAGGCCUGCAUGAGUUACUUGCUAAUGCUUGAUGCUCAAUUCGAAAACACGACUAAAUUGAAGGAAAAAUAUCCUUUUUCCUCUUACGCGGCUAGCAGCUGGUUUUUACACUUCCGAUCACAAGACGCAAGUUCCACGGAUACCUCUCGGAAGCUUGCUCGCAGCCUUUGUGAUAUAUCAGCACCGCAAACAAGAAAUUGGUUAGAGGGUUGCGAUUCAUACGCGUACUCGGAUAUCUACGCGCUCUUGCAGAGAUCGAUAGAUCUUUGGCUAGCGGUUGUCUUCAAUUUAACUUCCGUUGUGAGCGAUAUGAUGACGCAUGAACAUCCCGACGUCAAUGCGAAUGACGUGCUCGCCCCAGCCAUAACACAAGGCAAUUAUAAAAUGAUAGAAAUCCUCCUAAGUACUAAUAGUGAAAUCAGGAUCAAUCAAAAGCACUUUUCCAGGGCGGCAAGACGAACGCCUGAGAUAUUCGCAUUGCUACUAGACAAGUGUAACGGCGAGGUCAAGAUCCAUGAGAGGACUUUGAUGGGAGCGCUAAGUAAUUAUCAUAACGGGGCAGCCAUCUUGGACUUGCUCUUCACUAAGUGUCCAAACCAAGUCAACAUUACAAAAGAAUUGCUUGAAUACACAAUAAGGAAUGGGUCAGCGGAGACUCUGUUGUUACUCCUGAAUAAAAGAGGCAGCCAGGCAGAGAUUACGGAAGACAUGGUUCUGAUCACGGUGAGGGCUCGGAGCGGCACAGAGAUGAUAUCUGCUCUUCUCGAGCAUUAUGGUCACAAAAUCACAUUCACAGAGUCUUUGAUGACAGCCGCGAUGCAGAAGACAUCUUUUCAGUGGCUGGAUAUCGUCUUAAACAAGCGUGGCAACGACAUCAAGAUUACAGAGGAUAUUUUCGAGGCCAUAGUGGGAAAUAAGCUCUAUGCGACAGGUCUGAUAAUUUUUCUCCUCGAUAAACGCGGCCACGAAUUCAAGAUCACAAAAGGAAUGUUGGAGACUGCGUCGGCCAUUGGGUCUGUAAGCGAUGAAGUUAUGGCCUUACUUGAAGAUAGGUACCACCGCGAGAUGGAUGCUCCUGAAGACAGUGAUACGUUUGCAUAG